Bursaphelenchus xylophilus (pine wood nematode) is the source of this 10663-nucleotide messenger RNA. NCBI's taxonomy places the organism in Eukaryota, Metazoa, Nematoda, Chromadorea, Rhabditida, Aphelenchoididae. The record is from the annotation of a GenBank genome assembly.
AUGGAUAACAUCCCACCAAUUGCUCAUGACUACCGUCGCGACUUCUACCACGAGCUGGAAAAGAAGGCCCACGAGGCAAAUGAAGUGCCAUUGGAGCAGAGUAGGGCUGAGGCUGAGUUUAUGAAGGCGUCCAGCGAUGAGCAGAAGGAUCCGCUGAGAAGAGCGGGCGACUCGCCUCAGAACUUGUUUCAGGCCAAAAAGAAGGAGAGAACUGGUGAAAUUGAAGAAAAAGCGGAAGAUUAAUACGUCUCAGGUGAGAAUAAGAGCAUCUGUAAGUCAUAGCAACAUCGUUUUACCGGUGAAUGUAUGAGUUAUAUAAUUUAUCUUCAGAUCUGCCUCAUCAGCCACAAAAAAUCACCAUUACUAAGCCGAAUAGCAUUUUAUUUAUGUAUUUACUAAUGUAUGUUACAUUAAAACACUCAUUUUAUCAUUGUAAAUAAACUUUAAAACGAAUCUCGCUUUUUCGUAUAAGAGUCUGCCUGCAAGCUGCAGAAGCCUCGGGCGCAGCUCGCCGCCCUCAAAAAUAACUAGAAAAAUUCGAGAAUUUUAUUUUUUCCUCCCUCAAGCCGCAGUUUUCAACGUGUAACUCGUGAAAACCUCGUCGUUUCGCCGUAAGUUUAUUUUUUAGACAAUUUAUAUUAUACUAGCCAACAAAUUUUUGAAGUUUCGUUGAAAACAAGACAUAAAUCGCAUUUUUAUAGCCAAAAUCUUUUUCUGACCCCUAUUUCCUGUUAUUCCCGAUGGCUUUCCAACAGUUUCCUCAAACAUUAUUUGCAUUUCAGACACGACAAAAUAUCGGGCGGGGAGGAGAACCGAAGGAGAACGUCAUGGUCGAACCGGAGGACUGAUAACGCGGUUGAAUCACUCAGCCGACUUCUCGCUUGGGGACUGCGAAUGAGAAAGCCCGCUAAAUUCAAGAAGUCGGCACAUAUGUAUGACGAACUGGACGCGGAGAUGGGGGAGUCCCAUGAAAUGGUAAGAUUUUCAAUUUUUGUUGCGUAUUUUAGGUUGAGCUUUUGCGCAAGCUAGAAUAAGGUAUAGUGGGAAUAUUGCUGUCUUUUUACAGUGAUUUGAGGUGGCGGCUCUCGUUUUUAUGCUUAUUGCAUCAUAAAUUACCUAAAGUAAUAUCGGAUUUUGUAAAAUACGCAAUUUUGUUUAAUGGCUCGUUACUUCUCGGGCUAAAAUACGAUCACUUGGAUUUUUAGGAGUGUCUGCCAAUAUAUUUUACUUACUUAUUGGGUUGUUUUUGACUUUCAAUCCAUCUAUUGGCCUCAAGUAAUAUAUUUUUUGUUGAAAAAAGUAAAAAUUCCCAGGUUUUGACAGAUUCUUCGUUUUACAACCAAAACAAAUUAAAUUCGAGGCUCUAUUUCCCUUUUCGCACAAUGAUUUUGCGCCCAAAUCGUCAUCUCAUCUUUUAUCUGUUGAUUUUUCUCCGUUUUUUGUUGAAAAAACAAGAAUGAAAAAGCAGUAAGGGCAUUUUCUCCGUUCCAUUCGAAAAAUCUUUCCUUCUUCCUUUUCUUUUUGUUGGAACUCUCCAAAAAUGGCUUCACCUUGCGCCAGCACUGUAAGUUGUCGAUAUUAUCCAUCAAAACACGAUUUUCUACACGAAAAAAUCUUUGAAAUUUGAUUUUUUCCCUUUAAAAUAUCAGAAAAAUUAGUGUGGUUCUAUUUAUCCGCUUUUCAAUCGUUGAGAUUUCGUUGAGAACACUCUUCCGAUCACUUGAUGUCAAACUAUGACCUAAUAGCGCCGGUUAAUAUAAUGAGUUUUUCGCACUCUGGUGUGAAAACUAUGCGCAUUUAAUGAGAUUGCGCGUUCAACUCGGUAUCAUCGCUGAUUUUAUUACCCUUUUUUGUCAAUUGGUCUGUGAAAUUUGGUUGGUUGCAGCGAAUAAAUUGUGUUGUGCUUCGGGAAUUACGUUUCUCGGGUGUUGUGUGAUGUUUUGAGAGUUUUUUGUUGAUGUAAUCGUGUUGUUUAUAUGGUAAAGGGAACUCUGCUGACUUUCAACCAGUUGUUUUUGAUUGUUUUGUUAGGUUUGGGAUUGAUUUUUCAAAAAUACGAGAGUAAAUGUCUAAAAUAAGGUCCGUAGAGGGGAAAAAAUAACUUUUUAUUUUUUAAUGGAUUCCGCAACUCUUUUCUAGGAAAUUCUCUCUUUUUUAUCGCCUGAAUCCAACAAUUGCAAAGUCAUUCACACCAUAAUUCCAACGAUCACAAAGUCAUUCACACCAGAAACCCCACGAUUUUGCAUAAUCCUUUAGGCUUAAUGAGCCGAACAGUGGAAUAAUCUCCCAUUUUGUGGGAUCUUCCCGUUCAAUAAGCGUCAUGUCGUUGUUGAUUCAGCCCGCAAACAAGCUGAAAAAAUUCUUUCGGAUUACUAAAGUUAUGUCAAGUAGCCCCGUAAGUUGUGACUCACAGCUAAAAGUAAUCGGUGUUCGGAAAAAUGUGGAAAGCUGUCGUCAUGAGAUUUUUAAUUAAUUGUAGGAACCGUGAAUCAGUUUGAAAGGGUCUUUGGGAUCUUUUUGAAAAAUUUCCAACGGUUUAUGGUCUAAAGCAAAUUUAGGGUAUACUUUAGGUGUGGUAAUGCAACUUCUAGGAAGACGAAACAAUUAUUUCCAUUACAAACUCAUAUCCGAGGUCUAGAAGCCACAAAAAAUAACCUUCGACAUCAGAAGUUGAAAAAUAUAUCGUUUUUUUCCGAAACGCUCGUUUUUCUCUUACAUUACAGUGCGAGACCAGACCCUGUGGCCGAAAGCGCUUCUCAUUGCAUCCAGGAAGUACUGCCGAAUACCCCCCAAAAUCCUCUCUGUCUCACCGAAAAUACGGUUGUUUUGAUAAGACGGCAGUUAUUUGGGGGUAUUUGGAAUGCUUUCUGGACGUUGAGAAGCGCUUUUGACCACUGCGUCCUUGUCCGCAAUGUAAUGAGGGGAAAAUGAGUGUUUUGGGAGAAAAUGGAUAUAUUUUUCAACUUCUGAUGUCGAAGGUUGAUUUUUGUGGCUUCAAUACCUCGGAGCUGAUUUUGUAAUCGAAAUAAUUGUUUCGUCUUCCUGGAAGGUGCUUUAACAGACUUAAAGUAUACUCUAAAUUUGCUGUAGACCAUAAACUGCUAGAAAUUUUUCAAGAGAUCCCAAAGACGCUUUCAAACUGAUUCACGGUUUCUACGAUUAACCAAAACUCUGCUGGAACUUUGAUAACGUAAACCAAAGCGUCUUCUGGCAUUCCUGAAUGCUCGUGAACGUUGUUUGAAGACUUCUUUCAAGUCCAGUUCAACUCCAUCGUUGGUUCCUCUCCCCCUUUUAUUUGUUGCGCGCGGAUGUCUUAUCGCCCUGAGGAGCUGGGGGUAAAGCCUUUGAGAAGCGAUUGUAAAAAGAAUUGGGGGAAGUUUUUCGAGGUUUUUCUUUGAAUUAUGUCAUUCAUAAGAUCGCUGUGGAGGUGUUAUUCUUUUUACUUUUCUCUAGCGGCUUUCGGUUUCGUAGGUUGGUCACGAGGAUUGGUCGAUGACCUGGAAAUGAGGGUUCCGGUGUUGAUUUGUUGAGGAUCCUGGAAAAUUCUGAUGAGAUUUUAUGGAAUUUGACUUUUUUGUGAUUAUUAAAGGUUAUUGGCGUAUUUUGUGUACGGCUAUCUCUGCUUUAGGUUAUUUCGAAAUGAUUUAUGGGCUUUUUCCCAUGGAUAAGAUAAAUUUUUAUAUUUUACUUGAGUUUUUUGCAAAUUUUGACCAAUUUAAUGUUGUAUAUUCCAAGUUUUUGUGAAUAUUACGCUAGAUUAGGGGAAUAAAAGCGAACGAAGCGAGUAUUUUACGAUGAAAUGGUCAAUUUACAUCACCAACUUCAUAAAAAUUACUUCAAUUUUCUCAAUUUCGCUCGAAUUCGAAAUGAGUUUCUGUUUUUGUCUAUGAACGCGCUCAGAAAUCAUCAUGGGUAUUCCAUUAGAAUCCCCUCCAAAACUCGAGAUUCCGUUCGGCUUUCGGAUCACCAGUGAUUUCUUUUCGAGUUUGACGGAAAUGAAGAAAAUGCCGCUCUCGGUGGUUUUGAUCCGAUUUUAAAAGCAUCUUGAAGAAUUGGGGAGCUAACUUUGACUGCGGUUUUGAGUAAUAUUGGUGGGCUGGUUGAGAAAUUUGGUUUUUAGGUGGGGAAAAUGAGGUGAAACUUUGGUUUGAUAUCUAAAAUCGAUAAAAUCUCAUUUUUUCUUGGAAAUAUGGCAAUGCAGAGCGUGUACCUUUGUUCUCAAUGUAUCUUGAAGCCUUCUGAAUGUAGUUUAUAUCCAUACCGCCCCUUUUUUAUCAUCAAAAUGCCAAAAAACGUGAGGUCCCGUAGACCUCCCUGAUGCUCAAUAUUGUUACCUGCAUAUACCAUCAAUUCGUAUCGUAUUUCAUGCGCGCAAAGCUACUGCAACACUCUAGGGAAACAAAUAUCCUUGUUUCUGGGAAGUCAUAAAUUCUGCGUGUUUUUUGGCAGUUUCACAGUAUUUUUUUUUGCGAAUUGUUACCUAAAAAAAUCAAAAAAGUUUUUUGGAAGUUGUAUGAUUUUCACAGGUUUUGAAAUUUUCAGCGUAAUCUCAAGGCUCGAAAGAGCGAUUUUAAAGUGGCCUGAUCAUAUUUUUUGUGCACUUGGGGCUCUAUUGGAUAUUUAUUUGUCCAGCUUUUGUAUCCUCUAUCAUUUUUGCCAAUUGGGCUUAUAAAUUUCCAAACAAUGAAGCAAAAAGUAGUGAGCGGAAAAGAAUAAGAAAUUACGUGCAAAAUAGAGGGGUUUAGGAAGCAGUCUGCGAAUUUGUUUGACUGUAAUAGCGUUAACUUACACUUGACCAGCAGUUUUUUUUUGGUUUGGUAGUCAUUGGUGAUUUUGUUACUUUUUUUGAGGGCUUUCAAGAGUAGCCAGUCAAUUUUCGCGUUGCCACCGAAACAGACUUGUUCCCCGCUGCCGCAAAAAACAUCACUUUACGAAUAUUCGAACCUUUUUUCUUCGUAUUCGGACCUGAAACUCUAUCCUAAAAGACGUCUGUUUUGAUAAAUAAAUUAUUCGAAAACACCUCCAAUAGAAAUGUCUUCCGAAUCAUGGGCACAAAGAGUACAAUCUCAUCCUGUAAGCGAGGAAAUUGAGAUUUUUGGGGGGGAAAAUUUGAUAGUGAUGACAUGGAUAAUAUAAAAAAGUUUUGUUUACCCCUCAGAGGUCGUAAAUAAUGUCGAAUUUGAUUUCAGGAGCCCAUGCUGGGCCAACCGGAUCGUCUCUCAUCGGUUCACAGCCGGAUCGACUUGGAAGACGGACGUGAGUUCGGGUUUCUUUCAAUUAUUUUGUUUGUUUGCCUUCGAAAACACCUCGAAGUUGAUCUUGAGCGGGAUUUUUGGCAGUUAUAGAAUAUAAAAACGAAAGACCGAGGUGGGAGAAGGUUAAAUAUUGAAGAUAGAAUUUAUUUUUGGUUAUUUUAGAGCAAAAUAAAUGGGAUUAAUCCAAAUUUUUUGAUUUUUCUGUUUUCAAUGAUUUUUGAGAUUUUUUAUGAAUGAAUUUUAGCCCAAAAGCCUCCCCAAGGCAUCAUGGAGCUGGUCAGAAGGCGAUUCACUUGUGUCUACCUCAUCUUAGGAUUCAUUUUACUUGUUGCACUUGCUGUUCUGGUGGUUGCUUUAAUGCUGUUAUUUCACAUGAGGAAAAUGGGCACAAAAUUUGAGAAUGUGACAAAAUUAACAGGCAGUGAGAACUUUAUGAGGCUGUACGAAGAUUUUUCUAAUGCCAAGGGAACUCAUCGGAAACCAACUCCUUACAGUGAAUUGAUCAAUAAGCUCACUCCGGAACAGCUGGCACAGGCGAGAAUGUAUGGUAAGUGAUGGGAUUUUGAUUGCUAAGGGAAGAUUACGCUUGUAGAAGCGUUAUAGAUGGGCGUAAGAUGACAAGCAAGCCAAAAAAUGCAAAAAUGAGAGAUUUUGGACAUGGAUGUCAUGUACAAUAUAAUUUUUGACCGUUUUGUGUUACAAGCUUCUUUUAGUUGAAUUUUAUGGAAUAGAAUUGACUUUUGACUUGAUUUUACGCCUUGUUUAGGUAACUGCGAUGCUGUAAACCUAUAGUUUUUAUAUUAUUUUAGGCCUUCUUCCAAGUGAACCUCCGGAAAAUCUAGGCGAGCCGAUCAAGCCAGUUGUGGGUGCGAAAACGACCAAAAAGCCGGAUAUCUCGCUGAAUCUGGAUGAAAACCCGCGACAGAUCUUUGAGAAAGAGAAAACCUUUUAUCAGCACGCCUGGCACGACCCCAGCUGUAAUAUCCAGUGUAAUAAGGCCGAGUAAGUUGAUUUUUUUUUAUAAAUUAUGACCGUUUUUAGUGUCACCAUCCCUCCUCUACUCAUCAUUAGCAUGGACGCGUUUGCUGCGAAAUAUUUGAGCCGAAAUUUGGUCCCCGCCUUGGACACGAUGGCUGAAUGUGGCGCAAGAGCUAAAGUAAUAUAAAAUUUUGCUUUUUUGACCGUGUUUUUGGUGUUGGAUGGUCGCAAAAUGUAGUUCACACCAUUUUCAGUUUGUUUUCCCCUCAUAUCCCACCAAAACAUUCCCGAAUCAUUACACAAUCGCGACCGGACUUUACCCAGAAUCCCAUGGAAUUGUGGACAACUCCGUGUAUGAUAAGGAUAUCUCCCCGAAUGAGGAGGACAUGAAAAGCACCAAGUUUGCCGAGUUCUACAAAGGAGAACCCAUCUGGAGUGCGGCGGUUCGACAACGCAGGCGGAUGUUUUGCUUGUUCUGGCCUGGCUGUUCGUAUAAUAUGACGGGUAAGUUUUAAUGAUAAAAUUAUGGAAUAACGAGAUUUUUGAUGUCUUUAGGGUGGAAUGGGAGGCUUGUAGGGUAUUCUUUUGACUAGGAAUGGCUGUUUGCAUAUUUUUUUUAUAUUAUCCUUGAUAAGAUUUGAGUUUAAUUUUUGGCCAAUUCUGUGGUUAUAAAUGUAAAAUAGGCAUAUAUAAACCGUUUAAUUGUAGGCUACACCCCAACGAUCGACCUCAAAUACAACAAAUCCAUGACUUACUCAUCGCGCAUCGAAAAAAUCAAUGAAUGGCUAAUGCUGCCGGCCGAGGAACGCCCAAGCCUGAUCAUGGCCUAUUUUGAUCAGCCCGACACGGUUGGCCAUUGGUUCACCGAUGAUCGAACAGUCAAUCUGGAACUGAGCUACAUGGAAUCAGUCCUGAAUUACAUGUUCUCCCUGUUCAAAAAGAAUGGCAUAUUGGAUUGUACGAACAUUGUGAUCGUAUCUGAUCAUGGCAUGCAAAAGUUGGAUAAAAGGUACUAUGUGGAUGAAAUGGUGGACACGGAGGGAAUGCUAGUGUCGAACGGAGUGGUUGGAAGGGUGUACUUGAACGAUUCGAGUAGGUUUUUUGAGAUUUUUUAUAUUAAUCAUGAUGGGUCUGAUAACUUUUUUGUUUUUUUUUUUUUUGUUUUGGCUGAAAGAUUAAGACUUUUGAGUCGGAUUUUUGGUAAAAUAAGUGGUUUUCUUUUUUUAUCUGAUCAAGUCGAUUUUUAGAACAUGAUGUAAAUUAUGUCCUGGACAAACUGGAGUGCAAUGACACCAAGUUCAGAGUAUACGAUAAGCAACGAACCCCCGUCAGAUAUCAUUACACAAAAACCAGCAGAAUCGGAGAUGUCUUGUUGGAAGGAAGGCCGGGAUCCAUCUUCUGGCCGUAAGCAAUUUUUGCGUGUUAUUAUAUUGUGCAAUUUGUAUUUUCAUAAAGUGCAUGGACAUUUGUUCUCCUUCGCACUGCGAAUUUUGAACUUUUCCCGCGCUUGUCGCCAAUGCACAGUGCAUUUUUUUUUCUUUUCGCACAGUGCAAACUUCAGAAAAGCAGUUUGCACUGUGCGUUGUCGCGGUCCGCACUGUGCACAAAAAGCCCAGUUUGCACCGUGCAUUUCACUUUUUUUUGUCUUUUGCACCGUGCGCUGGAAAAAUGUCGCCGCGACAUAAGCUUUUUCGAACUGCGUCGCCGCACUUUUGCUGAAGAAUUUGCACGGUGCAAACGGCUUUUUUGAGGUAUGCACUGUGCGAAAAGAGAAAAAUGCACUGUGCAUUGGCGACAAGCGUGCGAAAAAGUUCAAAAUGCACUGUGCGAAAGCAAAAAAAAGUCCAUGCACUUUAUGAAAAUACUGAUAGCCCAACUGAAAAUUUAUUAUGGAAAUUUUGUUUUCAGAAACCGAAAAUCCGACUACAAAGUUGUGGGCGAUCACGGAUACGACUAUCUGGAAGAGAAUAUGCACGCAAUUUUCUUCGCCAGAGGCCCAAACAUUCGGCCGCAAACGGUGUUGGAGCCCUUCCAAAACAUUGAAUACUUCAAUUUGUUCACCGAACUGUUGAGGCUAAAUAAGGACGUCCCCAACAACGGGACUGAUGGAGUACUGGAAGAAGUGGUUUAUAAUGUUCAACCCUUGACUGUGACCACACCUUAUACUCUGCGGCCUGUUCAGUAAGAGUUUUUAUAUUAUUUUUACAAGGCGAAAAAUACGACAACAACUCUCUCGGCCACAAAGACCAUUCAAUAUCUCGGGCUGCGCCUGCAAAUCACUAGCCAAAAAUUUCACGAAUUUAUAGUGGCGGCCUGAUCCAGUGGCAAAAUACCUCCAUCUCCAAGUGAAAAGUCUCAAAUUUCAAAGGGCGCGCCCUUCAAAGCGGUAUUUUUUAGUUGGAGAGGGAGGUAUUUUGCUGCAUUUUUGAUACUUCCCGGAUGCAAAAUGGUACAUUUUUUGCGACUGGAUCAGGCCUGCCAGUAUAAAUUCGUGAAAGUUUUGGCUCGCGCUUUGCAGGCGGAAGCCGGGAUAUUCAGUGGGAUUUUUGGCCGAGAGAGUCAGACAAAAACACUUCAGCGAUAUCUCUGCCAGUGUCGCGGCGAGAUUUUUUUUUUGUGAAAAAUAUAACCCUCUGCGGGAGACAUAGGUAGUAAACUUUUCAUGCCAAGAUUAGCAAAAAAAUUACCAAAUUUUUACCUUCUUUCCCUAAAAAUCUCGGUCUUUCUAUAAAACCCGAUCUAGGAUAGCAUACUUUUAAGAAAAAUGAUGAAAAAUUUGCGCUAAAAUUUGAUCAAAAUCUAUGCGUCGCACUUGGAGCACUUCUAUGAGAAAGAUGGACUCAAAAUUUUUUCAGAGAAUGCACCAACAUCCCACUUCACGAGCAUCGAGAGCUCACCGCCUGCACGAACACCACAGAAUGCAAAACUUUUGCAGAAAAAGCGAAUCAACAGUUCCAAAGUUGCGAGGUCCAAUCGACCAGCUAUGUGGGCACCUUCUACACAGCAUCCUCAGGCCUCUGUUUCAUCAACCACUGUACCGCAGCGACGGUUUUCGACCCGGAAAACACGUUUGGAAGCACGAAAAUGGUCUUUGAAACCCUAACCGCUCAAGAUUUUGAUGAGCAAAAGAAGAAAACCAAAGAAAUUUGCGGUCUAAAUGACGUCCGAUACGAUCAGGACUGCGGAAAUUGGACUGGAAGUAUGAAACAGAAGAUUGACGACAAGCUGCAAUGGAAGUCCAUCAUGGCCAAUGAGAGAAGCGGUAGGAGAAGGAAGAGUUGUGAAAUUUUUAAAUUUUCAGCCAUCUCCAAAUACAAUCGACUCUAUUCGUUGAUGUACAAGGACUUUGCCGCAGGACCCUUCAGUUACUUGCAAAAUAUCACCAAGUUUUACACUCAAAAAUAUGGAAAAAUAUUGUCCUUCAGCGGGGUGGCAUAUGACUUUAAUUCUGAUGGUUUGGCCGACUCGCAGGACGAAUUUUGGUGAGUAUCGGGGUGGUUGGAGUAGUAGAGGACAGAUACAGUGAUAGACCUAAUCCAAUGGCAAAAAAACGUAUCAUUUUGCCCCCGGGAAGUGUCAAAAAAUGCCGUUUUUCAUGAAAAAAACUACGAAAACCAUCAUGGAUAAUAUAAUCGUAUCUUCAAAACCCCAAUCAAAGACUAAAUAAAGUCUUACAGUGACGGACCUGAUCCAGUGGCAAAAAACGCAUCAUUUUGCCUCCGGGAACUAUCGAAAAAUUUAGCAAAAUGCCUCCCUCUCCAACUAAAAAACUCCGUUUUGAAGGGCCCUCACAAAAAGAGCGGGCGCUUUUGAAAUCGGAGUUUUUCACUUGGAGAGGGAGGUAUUUUGCGACAUUUUUGAUAACUCCCGGAUGCAAAUUGGUACGUUUUUUUGCCACUGAAUCAGAUCCGCCACUGUAAGACUUUAUUUAGUCUUUGGCUGGGGGUUUUUGAAGAUACGAUUACAUUAUCCAUGAUGGUUUUGGUAGUUUUUUCCAUCAAAAAUGGCCUUGAUAUUGCGUAUUUCUGUGUAUUAUGACGAAAUUGAGGCUUUUUUGAUGACUUGAAGCUCUAGUAUUUUUACAGUCAUAUAUUUCCAGGGCUCACAUCAACUCCGAACCCAAAGGCCAAGACUCCCUUCAAAAGCCCACCCACUUUUUCCGAAUCCUAAUGCGCUGCGAGAGCGGACAAUGGCAUAUCAGCGGGCAGAGUUGCCGCCGAUCAACCGAAACCCAACUCUUGGCAUUCAUCCUGCCGAAUGCGGAGAAGGAGUUGAACUGUUUGAACCCGCGCGAAUAUCUGCUGGCCAACACGGCCAGAGUGAAGGAUAUUGAAUUACUGUCAAAUACUCAACUAUUCCAUGAGAGGAUGUGGUUUGCAGAACGCGAUGCACUCCGGUGGAGGACGAACAUCACUUUGAGCUUGUGGUAA